This is a messenger RNA of Emericellopsis cladophorae, 990 nucleotides long. RefSeq names its product FMI1 protein. The transcript has 2 exons. The record is from RefSeq and is a predicted model, not a curated record. NCBI's taxonomy places the organism in Eukaryota, Fungi, Ascomycota, Sordariomycetes, Hypocreales, Bionectriaceae. The coding region runs from base 1 to 990 and encodes 329 amino acids.
AUGCUCGUCCGCCUGCGUUGUCUCGCGCACCGAGUUAACACCCCUCUCUCCAUCCCACGAUACUUCGCGACGAAGACAGGAAGCCGAAUACCAGCCAAACCGCCACCCUUCCCUACGAUAUCUACGUGCCCCUCGCCAACUUGCCAAUGCGCGCCCACGCCGGACCUUGACAUUGAUCAUGAUGCCAACCUGAAUGGCGUCAUCACAGGCUAUGCAGAGCAAAUACUCGUUUGCACCGGGAAAGAUGACUGGCAGAGCAAGAUCGAGGACGAGAAUGGAUUAGCGGCACGACUGAAAGGCGUCUUUGGCCGAGGCGGCGCGUUCAGUGAUCCAUUCUGGAACGUGUCGACGCUGAAUGCCUCGUUCCACAGUACGAGCCCGAAUGAGGACUCGGUAUACUUACUGCCGUCUUUCAAAUACAUACCAAAACUAUCACGGACGGACGACGGCGAUAUCAAAGCCAUGGCGAAGGGGUUUGUGUUACCGAGAAGGCUUAACGCUAUGCACGACGGACUGCCCGCGCAGCAACGAGAGGCCUUGCUACGAGAUAACUCCUACCAGAGCAAGCUGGAAGGUGUGAGCGACGUGAAGGAUGUUUUGGUUCUGAUAUGCGGUCAUGGAGGUCGUGACGAGCGAUGUGGUAUUCUAGGGCCCAUCUUGCGGACAGAAUUUGAAGAUAAACUGCGCUCUGGAGGCUACGUGGUGCACAAGGAGGCCGUGUCGGCUGCAGGAGACACCGGCGGAACGGCGACCGCUGCGAGGGUUGGCUUGAUAAGCCACAUUGGCGGCCAUAAAUUUGCGGGCAAUGUCAUCAUUUACAUACCACCGACGUUGAAGGACCAUCCCCUGGCAGGAUGCGGGAUAUGGUAUGGGCGUGUGGAACCGAAGCACGUCGAAGGCAUCGUCAACGAGACGGUUGUGAAAGGGAAUGUAGUGGAAGACAAAUUUAGAGGCGGGAUAGACUCGGAUAGACGGAUCCUGAGAUUAUGA